GUGGCUCACCAACACUUUUUACAUGUGAGUGUGGCUCAUGAGUAAAAUAGGUUGCCUUACGGAAUGAACGGAUUGUUGGCUGGUCGGGCUUCUGUUACCAGCCAAUCUAGAGUAAGACAUGAAACAAACAUCUAUAAUUCUUCCUUGGAACAUCCACUGUGGCCUACUGAAUUGUUGUCAACUCUUGGACAUACCCCUAUGGUGUAACAAUAUAUACAGCAGACCCCCCCGGGUGGGGUUUGGGCAACGGGAGGGCCCAGACCACGGGGUCUGCUGUACCUUAGUCCCUGGCUCCUCUCCUACCUUUAAUAUAGUGGUCAGGUUGGGAGCAGGGACUGGUAACGUCGGGCCAUCUCAAGAGAUUUUUCUGCAGGGGGGACCAGUGCCACCAAGUUACGCCACUGCUCCUAAUGAUGCCCGAAACACCCCAUAUAAUAUUGAAAGCAGAGGGAUAAGGUAGGCUGUAGUUCAUCAAAGUAGAUAUAACUUAUCUAGCACCUAGAACCAUAUCCAGUACUAACAUGGACACACCCCUCCAUCUUAUCAUACAGCACACAUACUGCAUAGUCAGCAUUGUUUCCAUAUGCAUGACAUAUACAGAAUGAUACAUGAUAUUGGUAUGUGACUUAACAAGUCCGAUGUUAUGCGGAGGUAGAGAGGAAAUCUUUAAUGUCGUAUAGCGAAGGUGAAUAUCUUACAGCACAGACCAUCUACACGGGAUCCUGUCCCUUGGCACUCAGGCUACUGCCCCCCAAGUCAUCUGGAAAAAUCCAGAAAGGAAGAUGACUGGAGGGCAAAUAAAGAAGCCAUUGCUUGGAAUCUUCUCCAGAGACGAUCAGACCAACUAUCAGUGGCUGAUUGACUCGGCAUACUCGGCCGUUCCAGACAUCCGACUGGUCUACAUUGGCAAUGACAGUGGCCAGAUCUUCAGAGAGGAAGUCCACAAAUGCACCUUUGCCAUUCUGUAUCACACACUGACCCGGGGGAGGAUAAACAUCACCAAUGUAACUGACUCACUGUACGAUGUUGAACUCAAGUAUCUGAAUGAUAUUCUAGGGAAAGACAAUGUCAUUGUUGUCAUUGACGACCUGGAGGACAGCAGCUCUGCUGAGAAGGACAGAAUCCUGAACCAGCAGAAGAGUUUAGGGAAUUUGGCAAGGGAUGUGUUCCUAUUCAGUGCAAUGGAGAAAGAAAGGCUACCUCUAGGUACUCAGCAGAAGAAGAAGAAGAAAGUGAUUCCUGAUCCCAAAGUGAAACAACUCAUCAAAAUAUUGAAAGAUCAUCAUCAUCAAAGAAAACAUUGUGACAUGAGCGUCCCAUGUACAAUUGGUAUUGCCGUUACAGCCAUUGUUUUUGUGCUUCUCUUCGUUGGCAUAUUGAUCUACAGCUGCAAAAUACCUUUGCGAUAACAGCCCGAGGAACACACAAAAUGGCUACGGACACGACAAAGGUGUAAGAGAACCUAAAUGCUGAGCAGGUUGUGUUUAAUGCUUGACAAUGGCAAAGUCCCAUACAUCCAGGAUGAAGGAUUUUAUGGAUAAAAUAUAACAGUUCUAUUAAAAUGAGUGCAUUGGGGUGCAAUUGUUUUAUAAUAAAUACAAUGAUUUA
Molecule: messenger RNA, 1608 nt
Organism: Xenopus tropicalis (tropical clawed frog)
Lineage: Eukaryota; Metazoa; Chordata; Amphibia; Anura; Pipidae
Exons: 5
Coding region: 783-1409 (208 amino acids)
Source: RefSeq, a predicted model, not a curated record